AUGAGAAGAAACAAACCUUACAGUGAAGAUUUCUUCAGCAGCGCUUCAAGCUUCGCCAGGUACGUCGACGGAGUCUUGUCCUCUCGCCCCGAUGGCAGUAACGUCGAUGAGAUAUACUUCUUUCACUUGGGAUUUGCCCUGGACAAAGAGCUGUUCCACAGGGUCAUGAAUUUUGCUGCGUCUUGCAAUUGUCAAGAGCUAAUAGUUAGUGUGCGCUAUGGCGAAAUUCUGGAGCCACAUUUGUUUGUCCCUCUAGCUGAUAGCAACCUCAGAACACUACGGUUCAGAUGCGCAACUUUGGAAACGGGAUUCGGAUCUUCUGCGUUCAGCGAGCUGAGGGUUUUGGAUUUGGAUGAGUGCUGGCUGCCUUGUGGCAGCACGGCUGACCUUGAUCCUUUCGCUAACUUUCCCUGCUUGGAGAAUUUGACAUUGUGUGGGUGUGCAAUGGAAGAUCGUCGAUGUUGCUUCAAGAUCUCCGGACCCCGACUGGUUAAACUCCUGAUAUAUGAACUUUGUUGUUCUAAGUUGGAAAUAUUUGCGCCAGAGCUUAAACUCUUCAAUAUCAUUGAUAACGCGAAAUCCCCAAUAUUGUACAAGUUAACCCUUCCUUCCCUCGAUCAUGCUAUUAUCUCGGUGCAUAAUAACAGCCGUGUUGAAAAGAACAAGGAAGAAAUGAAGGCUAGUUGCAUCAGCUUGUUACAGGGUCUGCACAAUGCGAGUUCUUUGAAUGUCCAUUCUAAAUUUCUCCAGGAAGUCUUGGGUGUGCAAUAUGCAAGUGGAACUCCGGAGAACUGAGCUAACUGCGAUCUGAGGGAUUGUACUGCCCUUGUUGUUACAUAUGUCACCUAGCUGAAGAUCCUUUUGAACUCGAGUAGUCCCAGGUUUAGCUAUUUUCGGAUGUCUUUCAUGGUAGUACACAAUAGUACUCGCCAAUAGUCGCCCAAUUAGGACGUACUAUUGAGCAUCUGAUCCAAUGCACCAGCAGUAACCUAAUUUUCGUUUAUCAGUCGCAGUUCUCACCUUUGAAAAUAUCACAGUUCUGUGUGCAUGUAAUGAUUAUGGCUAUUGCAGCUGAUUGAAUGACAUGCUCGUCAUGACCGCCUUGCUCCGCGUCGUUGAUGCUGGCCGUGAUUGAAUCAAUGUUGGAGAUCUUAUGCUCUUGUAAUAAGGUUACGUUUCGUUUCUUCUAGAUCCGAUGCUUGUGCGGAUUGAGCUGUGGAGUCUUCACAGAGAGAGAGGACACUGAACUCUAAACAGUUCAUAAUCUACCACUAUUGGUAAUUUGGUAUUGGUUGGACUUAGACCCAUAGGCCUUGGCCCAAAGACGAAUAAAACAAACUAGUUGGAAAU
Messenger RNA from Linum tenue, 1350 nucleotides. The record is from the annotation of a GenBank genome assembly. Lineage: Eukaryota; Viridiplantae; Streptophyta; Magnoliopsida; Malpighiales; Linaceae.